CCAACAUCGAUUGUAUUGUAAACGGGUACAAUGAUCAUUUAAUGAUUUAAGCUAGGCUGCCGUUUUUCCUAAAGCCAGUAAAGUGUUGAGGAACAGCUAUCCUGCAUCAAAGAUCUCUGCAGACAGAAGAUACUGCAUGUGAUUCAGAGUUUAGAGAAUGCCCGCACUCUCAACAUUACUAUAGAGCUACAAGAGAUAUUAAGAUAUUUGUUACAGAUAUCCAGCUUAACUUGUAUAAGAAGCUGUAUAGUAUUUGUUCAAGAAGCUCUUCAGAUCCUAGAACAGUUACCAACAGAGAAUGAAAUUUCGGAAAUAGAAGUUUGUAAAAGACAAGGUAGAAAAAAUGAUAUCCCUGGUGAAACACUGCAGUAUCUAAUUGAAUCCUGGACUGAGAGUAAAGGAAAUUUCAGAAUUACUAAAUGUGAGUAAGAGAACAGUUGAGAGAAGAAUGGAAGAGUUCAACCUGUCAAUCAGACAGACUUAUAGCAAUUUAUCUGACACUGAUUUAAGGCAAGAGGUUGAAGAGCUCUGUUCCAGUUUUCCAAAUGUUGGGUACAGAACUAUUCAGAGUCUUCUUCUUUCACAAGGAUUGAAGGUACAGGAGUUAAGAGUAAGGCAGGCUGUAAGAGAGUGUGAUCCUUGUGGGGUUUUGUUUCGCAAAGUUUUCCUGACUUCAUGUAGAAUACAGAGAAGAACUUACUCUGUUAGUGGUCCUCAAGCCCUUUGGCAUAUUGAUGGAAACCACAAGUUAAUAAGAUGGCGACUUGUUAUACAUGGAGGAAUAGAUGGUUACUCCAGGUUCCCAGUAUAUCUGAAUGUCAGCAAUAAUAACAGAGCAGACACCGUUCUAUAUGCCUUUUUAGAGGCUGUACAGCAGUUUGGUUUGCCGAGAAGGGUCCGAUCUGACAAGGGUGGUGAAAAUGUCUUAGUGGCUGAGUACAUGGUUGAACACCAACCAAUAGUCAAUAGACCAUUUAUUGCAGGGAGGUCUGUUCAUAAUCAAAGGAUUGAAAUGUUGUGGAGAGAAGUGUGGGCUGGCGUCACAAGCUUGUACUAUGCCAUAUUCUACGGCCUAGAAAAUGAGAGUAUCCUGGAUCCCACCAGUGAGGUACACAUAAUGAUGCUACACAUCGUCUUUGUUCCACGGAUACAAACCCAUUUAAACCGAUUUGCAGAGGCACUGAGGCGGCGUCCACUUAGAACAGAGAACAACCGUACUCCUCUUCAACUGUGGAUGACUUCUAGACAUCCACCCACUAAUGAACAGGCAAACCCACAGCAAUAUUGAUUAAAUAAUAAUUCUAUUAGACUUUUCGAGCAUUAAUGUUGACACAAUACAAAAUUUAAAAAAAUGAUGUUUUGCAGGGUUCAAAAUAUAUUGUUUAAUGUUAUAUUGUAAAAUGCUCUAUCAAAAUACCGUUCACGAUAAAUCCAGAAUUACCCAACCGAUUUCAUUUAUUUUGUGCACAUAAAUGAAAAUAUGAAUGACAUAUUUUAGCAGAGUUCAGACAAAAUGUUGACAGAUAAAAAGCUGAUGGACAGAAAGGCAUUUUACAGGGGGUCUGAAAUGACUAAUAAGCAGUUCCAUUUGUAUUAUAAUCAAGCACUUGUAUGCUUAAAACCUAUUUUAAGCUCUUCCAUGCUCAUAGCCAUUGUCUGUUGUCAUCGACUUGAAUGCCAACACUGCUUGUUAACACUAGAGAUCUAAGCAAUUAUCAGACCUUCAUCAACCUUGCUGAGUAUGUUUGAUUCUUUAAAGUUGCACUCUCACAGAUUGAUCGUUUUGAAAACUUAUUUAGUUUUUGUCUUUGAAUGAGCCAAUUUUUACAAAAGUAUCUUGAAACCAGUGAUAUAAGAUUGAAACCAGUGAUAUAAGACUGCUGACAAAAGAUCAGAUUGCAGUUGUUCAUAUUUACAUUUGAAAAUUUGUUUUAAGGCUAAAAUCGUUACUAACGCUUUAAGAAAAACGAAAUUUUGCACAGUUUUCCAAACA
Messenger RNA from Mya arenaria, 1993 nucleotides. RefSeq lists its product as uncharacterized. Gene Ontology annotation, biological process: DNA integration. Gene Ontology annotation, molecular function: nucleic acid binding. The coding region runs from base 449 to 1288 and encodes 279 amino acids. The record is from RefSeq and is a predicted model, not a curated record. The transcript is spliced from 4 exons. NCBI's taxonomy places the organism in Eukaryota, Metazoa, Mollusca, Bivalvia, Myida, Myidae.